Salvia miltiorrhiza (redroot sage) is the source of this 1903-nucleotide messenger RNA. RefSeq names its product growth-regulating factor 4-like. Gene Ontology annotation, molecular function: ATP binding. The record is from RefSeq and is a predicted model, not a curated record. The coding region runs from base 664 to 1671 and encodes 335 amino acids. The transcript has 4 exons. Gene Ontology annotation, biological process: developmental process; DNA-templated transcription; regulation of DNA-templated transcription. NCBI's taxonomy places the organism in Eukaryota, Viridiplantae, Streptophyta, Magnoliopsida, Lamiales, Lamiaceae. Gene Ontology annotation, cellular component: nucleus.
UGUCAUAGAAUGCACAUUCACAUACUUCUUGAAAGAAUUGUGUUUGAAAGAAAGCCAAAAUGUAUCGCAAAAAACAAAACGACAAAGAUUGCCAGUUUAUGUAAUGUUGCCAUCAAACAGUUGCAACAAGUUAAACGGCACUGGACCACCUCCUCCACCGCCGCAGCCACCUUAAUUGCACCACGCCCACCACAAUUCCACCCAAUCCCAGGUUGCCCCCUCUAAUCUCAGCACCUGCUACCUUCUCUCAUUUAAUUCUUCUCGAUCCCUCCUUUUCACCCAAGAAUUUCCUCACCCAUUAUUAAUGUAUCUACUGUAAACCAUCAUCAAUUUUUCCGACUGUUGCGCGCCAACAUCUUCACUUAUUAUCUAUCAUUCACCACCUUUUAAUGCCCAAUUUCUGCAUUCUGAUUGUUCUUCAAUGUUUUGCCAAACCCUAGAUCUGCCCCCUGCAGGUGAACACUGCGUGCGUGUGUGUGUAAUUUUUUUUUUUUGUCUGUCUUCUUCAUUUUCCGGUGUGAUUGCAGCAUCUUUGCAAGAAUUUCUGCACGUCACGUGUGUGUUUCUGCUGCAAAAACGUGCGGCGUUUAGAUUCCUUAGGACUGCUGUAUUCAGUCGGGUUGUCGGUUAAAUAGGGGAGAUUUAUAGGUGAGUAGAAGGAAGAUGAGCGAGAAAGCGACGGCGGUGGUGGGAGGGGCGGAGUUGGGGUAUGGGGGUUAUAGGGCGGCGGCACCAUUCACACAAGUGCAGUUGAAGGAGCUGGAGCAGCAAGCCAUGAUAUACAAAUACUUGGUGUCUGGCCUGCCCGUCCCACCGGACCUCGUUAGGCCGUUUCACCAUAGUUCCGAUGGACUGCCCGCCCAUGUCUUCAACCAUCCCGCCUUGGGCUACUGUUCCUACUAUGGCAAGAAGUUUGAUCCGGAGCCGGGGAGAUGCCGGAGAACUGAUGGGAAGAAGUGGAGGUGCUCUAAAGAUGCACAUCCGGACUCAAAGUAUUGUGAGCGGCACAUGCACCGUGGUCGCAACCGUUCAAGAAAGCCUGUGGAAUCUCAAUCGACAUCUCCGUCCUCUACUGGGGGUGGUAAUGGUAUCAACCGUGGAAGCUCUCAACAGAUGCCAUUCUACUCUGCUGCUAAUUCUCGAGGAUCAUCUGUUGGGAGCAAUGCAACAAAGCUGCAGAUAGGACCAAUCUCCUAUGGAAUUGAUAGCCGUGAACACAGUUUCUCAAUUGAAGCUUCUGGAAGUGCGGGAGGUCCUAGUGCAGGCAGCGGCACUUGUGGUCUCAUGCCUUGUCAGGUUUCUUCUAGCUCUUUGUUGAAACAAGGACCGGAUUCUCGAUAUCUAGGCAGUUCUUCUGCUCAACAAUAUAUGACUCAUGCCUUUGAGCCCAUCAAUGCUAGCUUGUCAAAACAGCAGCAGCAGGGCUUAUUUGGGAGUGAUAUUAGUUCACCAACAACACUGAAGCAGGAACAUCUUUUCUUCAGCGAGUGGCCUACGACUAAGGAAUCUUGGUCCAAUCUCGAUAGCGAGGGAUCAAACCAAAAUGCCUUCUCCUCUACUCAGCUGUCCAUGUCAACUCCUAGGGCAUCCUCUGAUUUUGCUUUAGGAACUGCUUACUCUACCAAUGGUGAGAUUGAUUUUUUGCAGUGUGUAGGAGCUCGAAAUCACUAGGCUUCACUCAACUUUUGGUUUUGUUAAUGGCAGAUGCGUGAAGGUGGAUGGGAUGGCGAGAAUACGAGAGCCAAUUGUGCGUGCCUGCUACUUGUUCGCGUUGUAUCUUGUGUACGAUAAUGUGCAAAUCAUCGUAGCAUUCGAUUCUGUGAUAGCGGUAUUCAGAAUUCCUUAAGUUGACUGCUUGUAUUGUUCGUAUUCAGUGAUCUUGAAUAAAUGUGCUUUGAUUUUA